Molecule: messenger RNA, 1470 nt
Organism: Westerdykella ornata
Lineage: Eukaryota; Fungi; Ascomycota; Dothideomycetes; Pleosporales; Sporormiaceae
Exons: 4
Coding region: 1-1470 (489 amino acids)
Source: RefSeq, a predicted model, not a curated record
AUGCUCAAUGGAGUCGCAGCAGCAUUGGAGAAGAGGCGGGAAUCCCCAAUGGGCGACCGGGGGAUGAUCGUGAGCGUGGUGUCAUGGAUUCUGGUUGUUGCCAUGGUCUUCACUCUCAUCACGAGGUUAACCAUGAAGUUUGUGGUGAUAAAGAAGGGCAGAAGGUUUGGUUUAGACGAUGUCUUCAUUGUCCUCGCUGCACUCUUCAGCGUAGGACAGACAGCUGCUGUAUCAAUGGAGGCUAUGCAUGCUCUGGGGCAGCAUGCUGCAGACCUCACCGUAGAGGAGCUGCGAAUUUUCCAGAAGGCCGAAUACGCUGGCUGUAUGCUAUACAUCGCCAACAUGGGCUGCGCGAGGAUAUCCGUCUGCCUACUCAUCAUGAAAAUCCUACCAGGCCGGAUUGCAAAGUGCGCUGCACUCGGCUUCGCUAUCUUUUCAGGGCUCUGGACCUUUUCCGGAGUCAUGGUCACCGUCUUCCCGUGUCCAUUUCCUCAACCAUGGCACUUCUUAGGCAAGCAGUGCAUAGAUGUUAUCAGCUUCAUCAACUAUAUCGGCAUCACAAACAUUGUGGUCGAGGUCAUUCUGGUCAUUAUACCCCUUGUUGUCUGGAAUAUUCGCCUUUCUGCUGGCAGAAGUAUCUCUGUUUCUUCCGUGUUCCUGUCACGACUGAGCGUCGUUGCAGCGGUAGUUGCUCAACUUGUCUAUUUCAAUCGGGAUGUCGACCCGGCCGACGUCACCUACCACCACUGGAGGACCGCCCUGUGCGUACAAAUAGCACAGAACCUCUCGAUUAUCACGGCCUGCCUACCCUGUCUCCAUCCCUUCAUCCUUAGUGUCCUCUCCGGGGCCAUCAAGCCCGAUACACUCCAUUUUGAGUGCACGGCGCCCAAGAAGAUCAAGCGCUACUUCAAGCGGAGCGACCCCCAAUUCAACUCCAUGUCUUCACAAUCCUCCACUCAACCUAUGAAGGAGAAGCAGCCAGCCGAGAAUUACUGCCACCCACUUGCCACAUACGGACUCGACCGCUCCUCCGCUCACCUAAAUUCGCAACACUUCAACCGCUUCCCAUCAACGAAUACCGUACCCAGACCCCCCAGCUCGGAGAAGCGCGAGGAAAACGUCUUCAUGCGCUGCAUCGACAUACCCGACUCACGCCCGCAAUCCCCAGCAUCUUUCCCUCCGCCAACCACCACCACCCAGGGUCCCGACCACGACUCACCGUUGCCCAAAUCCCUCUGCGACAUCGGCGUCAUUCCCCUCGCAGAGUGGGAAACAGAAGACAGUAGUCUCAGCGACGGCGGCCAGCCCUCCGAACACAGCAGCGCCUCCAGGCGGCCGCGGCCAAACUCGGACUACGUGUUUAGUAGGGAGAAGGUGAUUUCCGUGCCCGAGGCGAACGUCAUGUAUGAGGAGCGGGGUGAGUGGAAGAGGUAUCCGCCGCCGCCGCCAUCAAGAUCGGGGAAUCGAUAA